AUGUUGCUGCUGUCUCUGUGUGUGUGGACAUCGCUCCUCGCCUGUCGACAGCCAGGAUACGAGGCCGAGGAGACCAUCAAGCGCAUCAAGAGCCACAAGGGCGUGCAGGCCGUGCUCAUCGUGAACCAGGAGGGCGUGCCCAUCUACUCGAGCACGAGCGACGAGGAGUUCGCCAUGGACCACGCCGCGCUGAUCUCGCAGCUGGCGGCCAAGGCCAAGUCCACGAUCCGCACGCUGGACCCGACCAACGACAUGACUUUCCUGCGCAUCCGCUCCAAGAAGCACGAGAUCAUGAUCGCACCAGACAAGGAGUACGCGCUGAUCGUGAUCCAGAACCCGAACCCGGGCGCCGAGCUGGACAACAACGACGCCAACAACUAAUGCACUUAGGAUACCGCCUACAAACACGUUUAAUAUCACUCAACCGUCUUCACUCGA
Messenger RNA from Phytophthora sojae, 438 nucleotides. RefSeq lists its product as hypothetical. Lineage: Eukaryota; Oomycota; Peronosporomycetes; Peronosporales; Peronosporaceae. The transcript is spliced from 2 exons. Gene Ontology annotation, biological process: microtubule-based movement. The record is from RefSeq and is a predicted model, not a curated record. Gene Ontology annotation, cellular component: cytoplasmic dynein complex; cytoplasm. Gene Ontology annotation, molecular function: dynein intermediate chain binding. The coding region runs from base 1 to 381 and encodes 126 amino acids.